AUGACGCUCAUGACUCCGGAUGUUCCGACGCUCAAGAAAGUCAAGAACAGGGUCAUAGGGAACCCAACGGAGAAACUCGCUUUGACGCAGGACGAGCGGUUCAUAAACGCUCUCGUGGACUGCGUUGAGCCGACCGCGUCGUAUGAUCCGCGCUAUGCAGAUACCCCGGAGGAUCUUCGAAUUGAGGCGGCUCAGGUAAUCUCAUCGCUCGCAUACGGGCCAGAGGCAGCUUUGAAGAACCUGCUGCGAUUUCAAGCACACCAGGCUUUCGUCUGUGCUGUCUCCAAUCUGCAACCUACCGAUUCCCCGGCCUUGAAGGCAGCGUUGGCGAGAGGGCUCAGAGUGUUAGGAUCGUCUAUUGCGGAUGUAGUGGGCCCUUCGAUGUGGGGGAUACGUGCUGAGAAAUCGGAGGCACGAGGCGAGGCGAAGGUCGCAUUAGAGUAUCUAUUCCAGGCCGAAAUUCUUGACCUUUGGCUGCCUCUUCUCGAAGACCCAUCUAUUCAGGUCACUAUGCCAAUAGCGCAGCUAAUUGCGUCCGCCAUACGCAGAGCGCCCCAUCGACAAGCUGUCGUGGAUUGGCUGCCUCCUGUGGAUAGGGCUAAAGAGAGCCGUAAACGUGGUUGGGAGAAACCAGUGAGGACAUCGGGGAAACAAGGUGGAUGGGCUGCUAGAUGUUUGACGGCACUCUGUCAAAGCCAGGAAGCGAAGGUGCAAGAAGCGGCCUUGUCUGCCAUAGCUGCAUUAGCCAAGGAGAACAAUCCCUUGUCCGUAGCACUGGAGACUCUUGGCCCUGACGGACAGUCCGCACGGUCUAUUGCAUUGUCAUUGUGUAAAUCUCGUUCCACGGAGGUCCAGAUUGCCGCAAGUUUAUGUGUAACAAGAAUUGUGCGAGCUACGACUAUAACAGAAUAUGGUCCUCUGCACAUUCAUCCCCCUGCUGUGGACUCACCGCUGGUCAUGGUCAUCUUACCUGUGCUCAACCGCCUAAUCGAGUCGCCGAAAGUAUCGCAUGAGGCCAAGAUGAAAGCGUGUUUCAUUCUCAGCUACCUAGUCACAGAUGAUCGGGAACUGUGCCAGUUAGCCUUCGAACGAGGUUCUCUCUCAAAAGUGUCUGAUCUCGCGAAGCAAAUCACACCUUUGGAGAAGAGCAGUGACUGGGACGAAGACGAACCUGAAAGCAUAUCUUGUCUUCGGGAGGCCGCUCUGACCGCCGUCGCCUGUAUAUCCAUGUUCGACAACGAUAUUCGGAGAGAAAUCACCGACAACCUGGACCUCCUCCCUGUCAUCCACGCGUCCUUGUCUCAUCGGCACGUCGGCGUACGGUAUGCGGCGUGCCAGUGCGUGCGAGCAAUUGCGCGCCACGUCGGUGCCCUGCGUACGAGUAUAGUCGACAACGAGUUGGGAAGUGGCAUAUUCCGGAUUUUCCAGAAGGAGGAAGAGGACCGGCAGGUUACGCAUGCUGCAUCAGCGGCGAUAUGUAAUUUGAUGAACGAGUCUUCGCCGUUACAGAAGGUAUUUCUUGAGCAAGGCAUCGUCACCCGGCUGAUUCAGUUGCUCAACGGCGAUGACCCUGCGCUGCGACUGAACGCCAUCUGGGCAAUUAAGAACACAAUGUACAGAGCGACCCACGAAGUCAAGAAGAACGUCAUGGGCCAAAUCGGCUGGGAGCAAUUUGCCAAUCUGUUGACAGAUCCAAGUGCGGAUAUCCAGGAGCAAGCAAUACAUGUCCUGCAGAACAUCGUGGAUUCGGAGGAGAAUAUCAAGAUGGUCUUCGAUGAGAUAGGCGGUGACGCACUGCUCAGUGCUGUGGAGGUUGCCCUGAAUUCGGAGAACGAACACGUCUUGCGCCAUGGAGCCGCACUGUUAUCCAACCUCGCAAAUGGUUCCGCGGCAUACCAAGACCAGAUCCUCGCACACCAGGAACUGCUGUCGGCGUUGCGGAACUGCCUCAUCGACCAUAACGUGGAAGUCCGCAAACCAGCCAUGGCGUGCAUCCUACAGCUGUCGAAGUCGAAUCUCCGCAGCCAGCAAGCCCUCCGGGACGCCAACAUCCACUCAGUGUUGCAGCGGAUGACCGACCACAGCCGUGGGAUCAGCUUGAGUCCGGGUGGGUUGGGCCGACACCAUCUCGGUGUGGAGGACAACUUGGAUGUUCGAGAGAUGGCCCGGGAAGCCCUGGAGUGGCUUGAGCAUGGCGAGGAUAUGCAAUGCUAG
This is a messenger RNA of Gloeophyllum trabeum ATCC 11539, 2214 nucleotides long. Its product is annotated as ARM repeat-containing protein. Gene Ontology annotation, biological process: proteasome-mediated ubiquitin-dependent protein catabolic process. Bases 1 to 2214 code for a protein of 737 amino acids. The record is from RefSeq and is a predicted model, not a curated record. Gene Ontology annotation, molecular function: protein binding. Lineage: Eukaryota; Fungi; Basidiomycota; Agaricomycetes; Gloeophyllales; Gloeophyllaceae. The transcript has 11 exons. Gene Ontology annotation, cellular component: GID complex.